Molecule: messenger RNA, 7242 nt
Organism: Salmo salar (Atlantic salmon)
Lineage: Eukaryota; Metazoa; Chordata; Actinopteri; Salmoniformes; Salmonidae
Source: RefSeq, a predicted model, not a curated record
AUUUUAUUGACGUCCAUUGUGUGGUAGACAUUUUCUGAAAAUGGAGUGUCUUCGAUGUAACACGCUUUGUGAGGUGGGACAGACGUUUUGUUUGAGAUGCAACGCAAUCGUCGAGGGAGAGCGAGACCCAGGCAGUCUGAAAGAUGUGGCUGUUGACUGGGGUAGGAGUAGGACAGCUGAAGACACCCCCCUGCCAAUGGAUUGUUUCUCAGAUGAAGAGGAAUUUCAUGAUGCCAGUGAUCAAUUCUUUGACUUCUACCUUGGGGAAGAUGAGGACACAUCUCAGAGAGUACAAGCUAAUGAUCUAGAACCAGAGCCAGCUAAACAGAUGGAUGCUGCUGUAGCAGAACCUGUGCCACCGGAAAAGAUAAAGAUAGAUUAUGUCAGCAGUGAAUCAGUGUCUCUGAGUUGGGACAAACGUGUUGGUGUUCCUGAGGCAUGUCUUGUGACCUGUUCCUGUGACGGAGAGGAAGUCCAGAAGAUAACAACUGUAUCCAACACCCUGACGUUCUCCAGUCUGAGUCCAGGUGUCAAGUACUCCUUCCACGUCUCUACGGUGCUGAAGAACGGGACCAAAAGCAAGUCUGCUGUGACAUAUGCACGCACAAAGCUGUCCUCCCCCGGAGAGAUAACAGUUCACUAUGUUGAGAAGCUCACCCUGAGCACUGUGCUGCAGAUUGAUGAGAAGACCGUCGACGAUGAACCAGCUCAGACUCACUCAGCCCUGCCAUGGACUUUCCUAAAGAGGUUAAUGAUGGUUAAUGUAACAGCUAGAAGUGUGAAAUGUACCUCAUCAGGAGGUGAGGAAAGUUGUGAUGCAGACCUAGAUGUGGAGAGUCUGUUUAAUAACUUGGACUCUAGUAAUGUUGUGAACCCUUUAGACGUUGUUACUGCUCUCUUUCUUUGCUCUAAUGGUUUUCUGCAGCAAGAGAUGACCUUGAAAAUGUCAAUGUGUCAGUUUUCAGUACCCCUUCUUCUCCCCAAUUGUGACACAGAAAAGUGCACGCUCAUGCUUUGGGCAAUGCGAGACAUUGUCAAGAAGUUCAGACCUCAUUCAUUGGCAGACCCAAGAGGAUUUGUUGAAGACAGGAUUGUUCUGUCUGACCUCCCCAUGGUCUCUUUCGUCAGAUUGGGCAAAUGCUCCUUGUCCAAGUCGCAGAUUCUGAACAAGCUUCUGAGUAAUCCCCAACAGUAUCAUGAUACAUUUGUCCACCACGAUAUGGAAUGCGGUGAUAGCCCAAGGAGGAUAUCCAAUGGAUUGGUUGAGAUAAGCUGGUACCUCCCAAGUGGGAAAAAAAAUAUUGACAUUUUUGGUGAAGCUGUUGCUGUAACCAAUCUGAGAGGGGACAUCAGUUCCUUUGAGACCCAGUACUCCUUUCUUUGUCAGACCUCUGCAGCAGUCUUUGUGUUCUUUGACAACCUGGACAACAAGUACAAGCUACUGACCAGCCAACACACCAAGGCACAGCUGUUUCUGGUGGGUAACCCACAGAGCAAGAGUUUCAGCAUUGAUGCUUUAAAGAAAACAGCAGCAGAGUUGAACUUGAAGAAAAGCAACAUCAUCCUGAAAACCAAACAGAUGAAUGAUGCAGACUUUGUGAAGAACCUGCGAAACACAGUUGGUCAGGUGAUCAAGAAUUCAAAGUCCAGAAUGCCAUUGGAGCAGAUCGCUGAAGUGGCACACGAGCUUGGGAUUUUGGUUGAUGAGGACUGCCAAGAAUGUCAGAGUGCCAAGCAAAAAGCUGAUGGAAUUACCUCAAACAUACAUGACACCCCACAGUAUAAGGAACGUCAGCUUCCCUUGCAAGGACAGAUCUGGAAGGAGCUGGCACGUCUAGAGAAGAAAUGCAGACUGCGGAAAGCUGGGAACCAGAACCUAGAGAUGUACAAAAGUGAACUGCAAACAGAGAAGAGACAACUUAGGGAACAGCAAAGAUUGUAUGACAUGUCAGAGGCAAUGACCUGCUUCAUACAUGGAAUAUCAGGCACAGGGCUAGAAAGGUCCUACUUCUUGAAAUGGAUGAGAAUGAACCUGGACAAUAUGGCUCGUAAAAACCUUUCUGGCCUUAGGGACCUGUACAAAGAAAAGUCUCAGAAUUGGUCUGAAAACCAAGAUGAAAUUGCAUACCUUGAUAGACAGAUUUCAAACAGUUCUUUGGGAACCGAACAUUUCCUACGUGAAAUGGGUCAACUGUACGAAUCUGCAGUCUUACUGGGAGAAACUGAAGAGUCACGGCAACAACUGCAGCACCUGCCCAAACUAUGUGCUGAGCUGCUUCUGGAUGGGUUUCCUCUGGAGCUGGUGGACGGAGACGCGUCCAACAUACCUCUGAGAUGGGUGAGUGAUGUGCUGCAUCAGCUCAAUGUCUUGGUGAAACCGAAGAACAAGAUCCUGGUGGUAACCGUUCUAGGUGUUCAGAGCACAGGAAAGUCCACUCUACUGAAUACAAUGUUUGGAGUGCAGUUCGCAGUCAGUAGUGGCAGAUGCACAAGAGGGGCCUUCAUGCUUCUCAUCAAAGUCAAAGAGGACUUCAAGAAAGAGCUGAACUGCGAUUUCCUUGUGAUCAUCGACACAGAAGGACUGAAGUCUCCAGAGUUGGCACAGCUGGAUGACAGCUAUGAGCAUGACAACGAGCUAGCCACAUUCGUUGUUGGGCUAAGUGAUGUCACAAUAAUCAAUAUUGCCAUGGAGAACUCGAUUGAGAUGAAGGACAUCCUGCAGAUCGUCGUCCACGCUUUUCUCCGAAUGAAAGAGGUGGGAAAGAAACCCAGGUGCCAAUUUGUCCACCAGAACGUGGCAGAUGUCUCGGCACAUGACAAGAACAUGAGAGACUGGAAAAUGCUCUUGGAGCAAUUGAAUGAGAUGACCCAGGCAGCAGCCAGAAUGGAAAACAAGGAGGAGAACAUGAGCUUCACAGAUGUGAUGGAGUACAACCCAGAGACUGGUAACUGGUACAUCCCUGGACUUUGGCAUGGAAACCCUCCAAUGGCACCUGUCAAUGCCGGAUACAGCGAGUCCGUCUACGAGUUCAAAAAGAACAUGAUCAAGGUCUUCCAGAACUGUGAAGCCUCUGGGAACAACAUCAUGGACUUUCUGGAGUGGACAAAAAGCCUUUGGAAUGCUGUGAAGUAUGAAAACUUCAUCUUCAGCUUCAGAAACAGCCUGGUGGCUGAUGCCUACAUGAAGUUGUGCAUUGAGUUCAACAAGUGGGAAUGGUCUGUCAGAAAACACAUGCACACAUGGAUGACAAGUGCUGAAACAAGGAUUUCCAACUUUGGAACAAUAGCAAUGAAAUCUCAAACAGGAGAUGUGAGGGAUUUUCUCUGUCAAUUGAAAAGUGCAGCCUCAACGGAACUUAUCAAAUGGGAGAAGACCAUUCUUGACAACCUGACCAAGUACUACGAACAGACAGAGGGCCAUGUCUAUCUUGUGGAGAGAUACAGAGAGGAUUUUGUAAACAGCACCAAAAGUAUGAAAAGGGAGAUGGAAAACUCUAUAAUGAGUAAACUGGAAGCUGCUGUUGAGAUUCGACAAGGAAUGAAUAAGCUUGACGGAAUCAAGAAAAAACAUACAGCCGUGAUGGAGGAGAAGGUGCUGAAGUUGCUUGAGGACUGCAGAAAGAGCCAUUCUGAGCGGUCAGAGAAGGACCUUGAUAGAGAAUUUGAAAAGGUAUGGGAGGAAACCGUGCAGGAGCUCUCUUUUACAGGAUUAAAGAAACGAGACAUUGUGAGCGAUGUUUUCAACCAGCUCCGGUCUAACAUGAAGCAGAAGGGAGGUUCAGUGAAUGAAAAGCUGAACAAAGAGAAACUUGAAGAUCAUGGAAAAGAACCCUUCAUAGUCACUCCAGAGGGGUUUUUCAAGAGAUUAAUUACGGGGAUUUAUAUGGAUGAGCACACAAGAAAAACCCAGGCCAUGGCAGACAACCUUAUAGAGAUAUGCAAACAAUUUGUGAAUGAGAAGAUCCAAAAUAAAACAGAUUACAAUGACACAUACAUUCAAGAGAUCAUACACAUGAUUGAAGAGAAGUUGAACGCCAACAGAAAUCUUGGAACAAGCGAUAAAUUUGAAGUCUCCAUUAAAUUGUACAUUUGUGGGUUUGCAUCCAGGGCUUUCCAAUCAAUGCAUGAACAGUUCAUAUGUGACAAUAAUCCUCGUUUGUGCCUUGAACAGUUCAAAGGUAAAUACUUGGCGAACUUCAAAGACUUGUUCAAUGGACAAGAUCAGUGUCGGAAGAAAUCUGUGGAGUUCACCAACCUGUGUCUUAAACCUGCAGUAGAAGUCUAUGUUGCCAGUUCCCUGGGUCCGGAAAUUGUUGACGAAAUGCUGACAGGACAGAAUGCCUUUCAAUUCAGCUCUCGGACAUUUUUCCAGUACUCUAUCCUGAAGCAACUACUGUCAGAAUUCAACUUUGCCAACUACGUGAGCUACACUUGUCACUAUGAAGCCUUUGUCAAGAAUUGGAUUUUGGGUGAAAUGUUGAAACGAUUUUCACAAGGGAAAAAAAUGUUUGAGUUGGAAGACUGUCAACUCAAAGGGAUCAUCAGAGUCAUCACUGAGGCAAUCACAAAAGUACAGACGAAUAAGAAUGGCAACAUAAAGGAAUUAAUUCAGGACAUAUGCAGGGAACUUGGAGAGAAGCUGGUCAUCCCACAAGAUGCAUUGGAAGCCACCAUGAUCCUCAACAAUUCCAACCAGGAACAGUUUUCCUACUGGCUCAAAACAUCUGUGGUGGAGAUGGAACAGUCUCUGAGAGAAGAAUUCAGAAAUGCAACAGAUGUAAGUAAGAAAUUGGAACAAAUGAGGAUUAAACCACAGAAUAUCCUGUUCACAAGAGUGUUUGGCUGCGGGAAGCAGUGUCCAUUCUGCAAGUCACCAUGCGAGGCAGGAGGGGAGGCCCACAAUGAUCACUGUGCUUCAAUACACAGACCACAGGGACUUGGUCGAUACAGGUUUGAUGGUUCAAAGGAACUCGUGACUGAUAUCUGCUCCUCCUCUGUGUUCAGUGAGAGUUCUUUCAGAUGCUAUGAGACAAAUGGAAAAUACCACCCUUUCAAAAAGUACAGAGACAUUUUUCCCAAUUGGCAUAUUCCAGCAGAUCCCAGCAUACAAGCCUCAGACUACUGGAAAUAUGUGAUGGCAAAAUUCAACAAGGAAUUUUCCAAAGAGUAUGAUGCAUGCCCAGGAGAUAUCCCCCCUGCCUGGAAAUUGAUCACAAAGGAACAGGCAGAAAAGAGCCUUAGAGAGUCUUUUAGCAUUACUAAUGCUUUGAGUCCCACGGUAUCGCCAGCGCAUUUUAGUGCUUCUAACCCCUUUUAAACAUUGUGUGUUUUAGCUACAGACUGGUGUUUCUUUUGCAUUCUUCUACAUAGAAGAUCAUUGUACAUCCCAGGACAUAGUGGCUCAGCGGUCUAAGGCACUGCAUCUCAGUGCAAAAGGUGUCACUAAGGUGUCACCCUGGUUCGAAUCCAGGUUGUAUCACAUCUGUCUGUGAUUGGGAGGCUCAUAUGGCGGCGCACAAUUGGCCCAGCGUCGUCCAGGUUUGGCAUGGGUAGGCCGUCAUUGUAAAUAAUAAUUUGUUCGUAACUGACUUGCCUAGUUAAAUAAAACAUUUGGUCUAUAAUACUGUAAUAAGCUCACAAAAUUGUUGUCACAAACUCCCCAUAGUUGUCACUGGAAUAAUAUGGUAUAACAUUUUAAUGUGAGGCUAAAUAUGAGGGCAGAGUAAGCAGAAGAAUGAAAGUAGUGAAUUUCAGGUAUAUCGUCCAGGGAUCCCUGCGUCUGAAAAAGUUUAUAAUUGAGAGCCCAUUCAUCCUCUCGAUGAGGAAUAGCAUCUUGAAGAGUAAUAAUGUGUCGGACCAUAGUAAAAAAAAAAAAAAGAAGCCGUUGCCGGUAAGAGAAAUUGACAGAUUUAACACUAAACAAAGAAGAUACAUUUAUAAUAAAGAUGCUUAAAUAUGCUUAAAUCUGAUUCUGUUUCAGGUUUUAGUUUACAGAAUCAAGACAAGGCAUCUGUUUCAUCACUAAGCAGAAUAGUCUAAUCGAAGAGCCACCAAAUGGUGGUUGGAAUGAUAAUCUGUUAUACACUGUGCCUCAGCUUCUUUGCUUGAAAGCAAUUCGCAAAAGAUACAUCAGUCCUUGAACUUGAUAUGUAACUAUCAGUCUACUUUGGCAGGCACUGACAACAAUCAACAAGGAAUCUGUUUUCUGAUGCGAACUGCAGAAUAUUGCCUCUUGAAGUCAACCCUUUUUUGAGAAUCUUCUACAUUUAAGUAAUGGUAGUAUUUACAGAGAAUAAUUUUCUAAUUAUGUUUUGUAUUUGUGCUAGUAUUAAUUUACAGUUUGGGGUUUUUAUGUGUUUUUUAUCUUUCAUUUUUCUGUAACAUUGGGUUUGGUAAAAUCAAGCAUGGUCUGAUAUUUAACUUACACUUCUGUGAUUCAGGAAAGUGUUGAGAAACCAUUGAAUUGGAAAAUUGUGGUGUUCUCUGAGAAUAUAAUACUUUUCUUAACGUUUCACUUUUCUAAGAGACUUUGAGAUUAUAUUGUCUCUGUGAAAUAUCACUGCUUAGCUAUUUGUAGUAGCUGAAUAGUAAGAUUAAAUUGUGUACUUACAAUACUAUACCCUGAAGUACACACAUAAUCAUCCUGAUGCCUCCUACUGUCAGGGUUGGGUUCAAUUCAAUUUCAAGUCUGGUCAAUUCAAAAAGUGAACCAAACGCCAAUUCAAAUUCUAAUUUUUCCUAAUAGAAGUGAUCUGGAAUUUUAGUGUGCUGUACAUCCUGAUCUGACGGGAGUUGAAAUGCAAUUGACCCCAACCCAGCUUAAUGUAUUAGUAUUUCCCACCAAAUAUAUUCCAUAAUAAACGAAUCACUUUCUUGUAUAAUAUAUCAAUGGAAAAUAAUCUUAACAGUGAGUCCUUGAACUGGUCCAGUUGGUCAAUGAGGAGGUGCAGUCAACAACAGCUAUGAUUGUCUUUUAACAAAGUAGGCUACACCAACUGUAGUAAACUUUCCUUUUUAAAAUGUAUUCAAUGAUUAUAUACUUAGAGAAAAAUAGCUUCCAUUGAAUACAACACAAAAGCAGCACAUUGAUUUUCAAGUGAGGGUCAAUGAAUUGAUAUACUGGACUACCAGCUGAAUAUUUCAAAUCAAGUAGCUUUUUAUUGCUGUGGUAGCACAAACAACAUGGCACAGUCAUGAGAGAAUGAAAAUACAAAAGUUUAAUGCAUUACAUUUCAUGUUGUA